AUGUGUUUAAAUUUUUAUUGGCAUGUUUGGAUAAGUUUUAUUGUUAAAAUGGCUUUUGCUAUUCCUGAUGCUGGAAAUAGAUUUAAAAAAAAGAAUACAAGAGCAUGUAUAUUGGUUAUUACAACUUUUGCAUAUCUAAUAUGGGGUUCUUUGGUAUUUACCUAUUUUGAAGAACCAGCUGAUGAAAAAUUAAGGAAAUCAAUUGCAUCCGACAAUUAUACACUUCAACAAAAAUAUAAUUUUUCACAUGAGGAUUUUACAGAAUUAACGGAUUUAAUAGUUAAAUCAUUACCAUAUAAAUAUGGAACACAGUGGAAUUUUCCAUCUUCUUUCUUUUUUUGUAUACUUGUUAUAACAACAAUAGGAUAUGGUCAUUCAACACCAGUUACAAUUAUGGGAAAAACUUUUUGUAUGUUUUAUGCACUUGCCGGAAUUCCACUAGGACUUAUAAUGUUUCAAAGUAUAGGUGAAAGAAUUAAUACAUUUAUAAAAAUUAGUUUAACAAAACUUUCUAAUAUAAUUUUUAAUUUAACAAAAAUUAGAAUAUUAAAAGAUGUUAGUGAAAAACAUCUUAUAUUUACAUCAUUAUCUAUGGGAACAAUAGUUAUGAUUUUUGGAACAUUUGUUUUUCAUAAAUAUGAAAAUUGGAAUUUAUUAGAUGGUUAUUAUUGUACAUUUAUUACACUUAGUACAAUAGGUUUUGGAGAUUAUGUACCAAUGCUUCAUAAAAAAUUUGGUGACUCAAGUGAUAUUGCUUACAUUAUAUUUACUUUACUUUUUAUUAUGUGUGGUUUAGCAAUAUUUUCUGCUUGUGUUAAUCUUCUAGUAUUAGGUUUUAUGGCUAGUAAUUAUGAUAUUGUAACAGCAGCAUCAAAAAGAUUUAGGCAAAGUUUUGUUUAUAGAAGUUCAUUUAAAGCUAUGAGAAGAUUAUCAAGACGGCCUUCUUUAAGAUUUAAUUUACAAAGAAAAGAAAAAAUAGAAAAUAUACAAUGUAAUGCUGAUGAAAAAUUAAGAAAACUUUCUAGAGAUCGAAGGAAAACAAUUCAUAGUGUGCCAUUUCAUGAUAAAGAUGAUACAAUUAUAGAAGAGGCAAGAGAAGAAAUAAGAAAACAUAGUAGAAUUGAUUGUCCCACCAGAAAAUUAUCACAUUUAGUUAGAUUUUCUUCCUGUGAUAAUAUAGUAAUUAAAAUAGAUAGAAAAGAAAGUGAGGUUGAUUAUAAAGAACCAACAUGCUGUAUUGUUAAUGGACCAAUUGCACGUUUUAAGGCACAUUUAAUAAAUGAUGUAAAAAAUGAUAAUACUAGUAAAGAAAAUCAUCGGGUACCAUUUUCAGUAAGGCGUCUUCCAAACUCAAAUAUUGAUCAUUUAAUUUUAUACAAUGUCUAA
Strongyloides ratti is the source of this 1386-nucleotide messenger RNA. Its product is annotated as Two pore domain potassium channel, TASK family and Two pore domain potassium channel family and Two pore domain potassium channel domain-containing protein. Bases 1 to 1386 code for a protein of 461 amino acids. Gene Ontology annotation, cellular component: membrane. Gene Ontology annotation, molecular function: potassium ion leak channel activity. The transcript is spliced from 7 exons. Gene Ontology annotation, biological process: potassium ion transmembrane transport; stabilization of membrane potential. The record is from RefSeq and is a predicted model, not a curated record. NCBI's taxonomy places the organism in Eukaryota, Metazoa, Nematoda, Chromadorea, Rhabditida, Strongyloididae.